Candidula unifasciata is the source of this 1458-nucleotide messenger RNA. Lineage: Eukaryota; Metazoa; Mollusca; Gastropoda; Stylommatophora; Geomitridae. The record is from the annotation of a GenBank genome assembly.
AUGGAAAUCAUCAAGCAGUCGUUGUGUCUGUUAGUCCUGUUUAAUGGUACUCAUAUGUUUCUUCUAGAAUCAGAAAAUGAAGUGUGUUACGAUAAACUGGGAUGUUUCUCGACUGCUGACCCAUUCACCAGCUCACAGCGGCCUAUUUCGGUUCUUCCUCAGUCGACAGACAAAAUCAGAACGACCUACAUCCUGUACACACGAGAGCGAAGACCCGAACCCCAGACGCUAGACGCCAGGAACCCGGAGAACAUCCUUAAAGUGUGGCCCAGCUUCAGUUCCAGGCCCACCAAAUGGAUCAUCCAUGGUUUCUUCCAGACAGUCAGAACUUGGUCCUGGAUGAAGGAACUUGCCGAAGAACUUCUGAAGUUCGGAGACUAUAAUGUGAUCGUUGUUGACUGGUCAGGAGGGAACCAGUUCCCUUACACACAGGCUUCAGCCAACACCAGGAUUGUCGGGGCUCAGAUUGCACUGCUAGUCAAUCAUCUGAUUGAGGCGAAAGUCUUACUAACAGCUGAUGACGUACAUAUCAUUGGCCACAGUCUAGGGGCACAUAUAGCCGGGUAUGCCGGGGAGAGAAUCACCGGCCUGGGUCGAAUCAGUGGCCUUGACCCAGCUGGUCCCUACUUCCGGGACACUGACCCUCGUGUGCGAUUGGAUGAGACGGAUGCCAAGUUUGUGGAUGCCAUGCACACAGACGUUGAACAGGGAUUUGAGAUAGGUUUGGGCACGCCAACACCCAGUGGCCACGCUGACUUCUUCCCCAACGGUGGAAAUGACCAACCUGGGUGUGGGGGAACGCUGGUCUCGGAAAUAUUAAAGAGCGGACUUGUCAAAGGUGUGGCCGAUUCUGUGUUCUGUAGCCACAUGCGAGCAGUCGAAUUCUUCAAUGAGAGCAUCAACUCCCCUUGUCCAUUCUUGGCCUUUCCGUGUGCCAGUGAGGAAGACUUUGAGGCCGGUCUGUGCCAGAGCUGCGGCGUUGUGGCCUGUUCACGUAUGGGAUUCCACGCAGACAAAUAUAAACCUCCCCCAGGACAGAAAGUCAUAUACUAUCUGAAGACAGGAGCCCAAGCGCCAUUCUGCUUGUACCACUACACGGUGACUGUAACAUUCUCUAACGGAUCCUGGCCGAGUGUUUCUGGGCGUGCCUCAGUUGAGAUCAACUUAGACGGGUUCAAAUCUUCCUGGGUCUCCUUAACAGGAGAUGAGACUAGGAUAUUUGCACCAGGACAGACGGCAACCUUCUACGUGGACCUACCACAAAAUGUUGGCAAUGUCACCGCUUUGUCUUUCAAGUGGCAGAAAUCUUUCUCCUUGUCGACGCUUUUUAGAGAUCCAAGCGUCUCGAUUGAAGGCAUCGAUGUCUACGCCCAUGAGUCUGGAGCUAGGUUCAAGUUGUGUGGUCAAGGUAGGAGUGUGACCUCUGGGACAUCCGUCACCUUUUUGGUGACUUGCUGA